CACAUGCAUUUGUUUUUGUUUGUUGUUGUUUAGAGCGCUGCGCUUUUAAACUCUAGAAAGUUGCAUUAAAAAUAGCAAAAAUCAUGUCUGACUCUUCAGAAGAUGAAGAUAUGUCAAGAUUCAAGGACGCAGUGGAUAAUUCUUUCAUGAAAAAUAUCAAUUCUACCGGUAACCUUCCACAAGAGGAAACCCCAAAGCCAAAGUCUGAGAGAUAUCUGGAAGAAUCUAGUCAUUACAAUGAUGUGAAGGUGCCUGAUGAGAAACAGCGCCAGAUCGCAGCUAAAGUGUCUGCCAUUAUAGAAAAGAAAAUUAAAUUUGUUGACAUCAAGCAUGAUGAGAAUAUUCAAAACUCAGAUUGUGCAGAAAUAGAAGGGGGAGUGAGGCUGUUCAGUGAUUCUACAGAUUUUCUAUCUUGUGAAGAACAAAAAGAUACUUAUACUGAAGGCCACAACUUAAAAUCCAAAAAGCUUAAAAUCAAGAAACGGAAAAUAGAUGAAGAAGAAGAAGAAAUUAAUGAAGAUGAUAAAAUCAAAGCUGCUACUCUCAGUGGCGAAUACGUGAUGUCAAAAGAAGAAAUCAAAAGCUGGAAGUCAAGGAGAAAAGAAAAACUGUUCAAAUAUAAGAAACAAAAUAAAAACAGUAAAGUUUUAACUGCUGUCGAAUAGUCCAAGGGUAAGGGUUACUUCAUAGUUUCUUAAAACUGUUUCUUCUAAUGAGAGAAUAUUACAGCUAGUGCCUAAUAAGUACUUAAAACAAAAAUAAAAGUCUUAAAAACCUUGAAAA
Molecule: messenger RNA, 783 nt
Organism: Plutella xylostella (diamondback moth)
Lineage: Eukaryota; Metazoa; Arthropoda; Insecta; Lepidoptera; Plutellidae
Source: RefSeq, a predicted model, not a curated record